This is a messenger RNA of Venturia canescens, 3609 nucleotides long. RefSeq lists its product as uncharacterized. NCBI's taxonomy places the organism in Eukaryota, Metazoa, Arthropoda, Insecta, Hymenoptera, Ichneumonidae. The transcript is spliced from 16 exons. The coding region runs from base 1 to 3414 and encodes 1137 amino acids. The record is from RefSeq and is a predicted model, not a curated record.
AUGAAGUAUUUUGCGGUGCUCUUAUUUGCAAUCGUUAUUUCGUGCUUAGCUUUGUCUCAAGAUGCAGUCCAAAAUUUAGAACUACAACUGCCUAAUGGAAAAAUACGGGGCUCGAUCAUGACUUCGCAAUUGGGAAAAGAUAUUUUUUCCUUCAGGGCAUUGCGGUAUGGCGAACCACCGAUUGGGCAAAAACGCUUCAUGUACUCAAUACCGGUGGGACCCUGGGACGGUGUUUUCGACGCUUCUCAAGAAGGCCCAUCAUGCCCGCAGCCAGGCGGUAGAAACCAAUCUGAGGAUUGUCUACGUCUCAAUGUUUACACCACCAAGUUACCAACAAUGAGUGAAGGGACCGAAAUAAAUCCGCAAAGACCAGUAAUAGUAUACUUCCAUGGAGGUUUUUUGUUUGAAUCAUCUGGGCAAAGUGGACUGUUAGGACCUCAGUAUCUGCUGGAUGAAGAGAUCGUUUUAGUAACCGCGAAUUACCGACUUGGGAUUUUUGGUUUCUUGAGCACCGCUGAUACUAUCGGUCCAGGAAAUGCGGGCUUGAAGGAUCAAGUGCUGGUUCUUCGUUGGGUGAAAAAAAAUAUCGACAAGUUUGGCGGUGACCCCAAUAGCGUUACCAUCGCUGGUUACGGUGAUGGUGCUAUGAGUGUCACCUUGCACCUAUUGUCUCCGAUGAGCAGAGGUCUUUUUCACCGCGCUAUAGGGAUAAGUGGUUCAGCUCUUUAUCAACGUUCUCUUCCAUAUCAUCAAAAAGAUCUUGCUGUCAAACAGGCUCAAGCAUUUGGUUGCCCAUACGAGAGUAGUUACAUACUUGUCGGAUGUCUCAAGUCGAAAAGCGCAAUAGAAAUAGGAGCUACUUGGAAUGAAUUAUUUAAGUCGCAAAGCGAUCCUGUUUUACUUUGGACACCGGUUGUCGAACCGGAAACUCCCGGAGUGGAGAGGUUCUUGCCGGCUCAACCUGCAGAGUUAAUUGCACGUGGAGAAGUUGCACACGUUCCUUUCAUAACUGGAGUUUUCGAGAACGAAUUCGUUAGUCAACCUAUCGCUGCGGAGAAACAAAGUGUUAAAGUUAAUGCGUCCGUCUUUGAAGAGUUCGAUCAGAACUGGAACCAUAUAGCACCAAUAAGCUUCUUCUAUGAACGAGACACUCCACGAUCGAUAAAAAUUAGUUCAGCUCUCAGGGAUUUGUACUUCGAGGAACGAACAAUCAACUAUAACUCUUCUCAAAUUCUCGCAAAGCUUUACUCCGAUGCAAUGGUUAACUAUGCCGUACAUAACUUCCUAAAGAAUUGGUGCCAAAUUUCGACAGCAUCAACUUAUGUCCUCAAUAUUCUGUACCCAGGUAAAUACGGUUACAGAGUUUGGAGCGAUAGACAACUACCAUCCGGUAUAUCUCAUGUCGAUCAUAGUAUCUAUCUCUUCUGGAACAACGCUACACCUCGCUUCACGGUGAACGAUCCGGAAUAUAAGAUGACAACAUUACUGAGCGCGAUAUGGAGCAGUUUCGCUAAGACUGGUGUGCCAAUCCCCCGGGAUAACAAAGGUUUUGCUAAUGUCACAUGGGCUCCGUACACAUGUACAAAUAUGCAAUAUCUCGAGGUCGGUCAAGAGUUAACUAUGCACAAACGUUUUGAGAUGUUGAAUGGAAUGGUAAUGUGGGACAAUCUCUUUGAUUAUCUAGAAUACAAGCCAAAAGAAAGUACUAAAUAUACUAUUUAUAUGAAUUAUUUUGCGGUACUGUUAUUUGUCAUCGUUAUAACGUGCUCGGUUUCGGCACAUCGUGCAGCCAAAAAUCUAGAACUGCAAUUACCCGAUGGCAAAAUACGGGGCUCGAUCAUAACUUCGCGAUUGGGAAAAGACAUUUUUUCCUACAGGGCAUUGCGGUAUGCCGAACCACCAACGGGAGAACGGCGCUUUAAGCAAGCAGUACCGCUGGCACCCUGGGACGGUGUUUUCGACGCUUCUCAAGAAGGCCCAUCAUGCCCGCAGCCAGGCGGUAGAAACCAAUCUGAAGAUUGUCUACGUCUCAAUGUUUAUACCACCAAGUUACCAUCGAGAAAUAAAGGGGCCGAGGUAAAUCCAAAAAGACCAGUAAUAGUAUACUUUCAUCCAGGUGCCUUCUACGUAUUUACUGGGCAAAGUCGAACUGUAGGGCCUCACUAUCUUCUGGAUCAAGAGAUCGUUCUCGUAACCGUGAAUUAUCGACUUGGAUCUCUGGGUUUCUUGAGCACCGGUGAUGCUGUCGCUCCGGGAAAUUUGGGCUUGAAAGAUCAAGUGGAGGCUCUUCGUUGGGUGAAAAAAAAUAUCGGCAAAUUUGGCGGUGACCCGAAUAGCGUUACCAUCACUGGUUACAGCGCAGGUUCUUGGAGCGUCUCUUUGCAUCUAUUGUCUCCAAUGAGCCGGGGUCUUUUUCACCGUGCUAUAGCGAUGAGUGGUUCCGCUAUUUAUCAAACUCCUCUUCAACCUCACCAAAGAAAUCUUGCUGUCAAACAAGCUCAGUUCCUUGGUUGCCCGUAUGACACGAACGCCAAAAUUCUCGAAUGUCUCAAGACGAAAGACGCAAUAGAAAUGGGAGCUACUUUAAGUCAAUUCUUUGAAUGGCACGGCGAUCCUGUUUUAGUUUGGGCUCCGGUUAUCGAACCGGAAGUUCCCGGAGUUGAAAGGUUCUUGACAGGUCAACCUUCAGAUUUGAUUAAACGUGGAGAAUUUUCACACGUUCCUUUGAUCACUGGCAUAUGUAAAGACGAGUUUGGCGGUGUCGUUGUUCCUGCAGUUGAACUAGCUCGUAAAGGUAAUACGUCUGUUUUUGAAGACUUGGAUCAGCACUGGAACCAUAUAGCACCAAUAAGCUUUUUCUAUGAACGAGGCACUCAACGAUCGACAGACAUUAGCACUGCUCUCAGGCAGUUUUACUUCAAGGGACGAGCGGUUAGCCUAGAUACCGUUGAAGAUCUUUCCAAGAUUUAUGCCGAUGCACUGGUCAUCUUCAACAUUAAUAAUUUCGUAAAACUUAUGGGCCAAGCAUCGAGAGCACCGGUUUAUUUCUACGAAUUUACGUACCAAGGUCGUUACAGUCACUCUGUUUGGAGCGACACGAAAAAGCCAUUCGGUGUCGUUCAUCACGAUGAUCUUUUGUAUCUCUUCUGGGACGAUUAUUUCCCUUACUUCGCGGUGACCGAUCCGGAAUAUGAAACAGUAAAAACACUGACCGGAAUAUGGGCCAAUUUCGCUAAGACUGGCGAGCCAAUCCCCCGGAACAAUGAGAAAUUUAGAAAUGUUGUGUGGACUCCGUUUACAUGUGAAAAUAAUAAAUAUCUGGAGAUCGGUAACGAGUUAGUUAUGAAGACAAAUCUAUACAAAGAUAGAAUGAUGAAGUGGGAACGUCUCUUUCCACUUGGACAAUGCACGUAACCAAGGAGUCUUAAAAAUUUACUAAUUUGAUCAUGAUUGAAUGUAUUAUUCGAUCAACUACCCCCGAUCAUCGAUUACGAAAUAAAAAAUAUUAAGGAAGCACGAUACGUAUCUGUGUUUCGUAAGAAAUUGUAUCCCCGAUCAACAAAUUUAUAUCAACAAAAGUUUAAAAAAUAAAAAUAAAAGUGACAGCUA